AUGAAACGUUCCACCGACGAUUCCGCGGCGCCGAUUCCCAAACCAGUUUUCCUCACCAAAGCCCAGCGUGAACAGCAAGCUAUUGAACGCCGUCACAUUCAAGUCACCGGUCAUCGGCGCAAUCAAGAAGAGCUCCUCCUUUCGAGUAACAACCGUCCCUCCGAUCCAAAACCCUCCGAUUCCGAUCGACGAGAUCGCGAUUCAGAUCGCAGAGACAGAGACAGAGAUAGAGAUAGGGAUAGUUACAGAGACAGAGAAAGGGAUAGGGAUAGGGAUAGAGAUAGAGAUAGAGAUAGAGAACGUGAUAGGGAAAGGGAUAGGGAUAGAGAUAACAGAGAUCGGGAACGGCGAAACCGCGAUAAGGAACGUGAAGAAGAGAGUAAGGCUCGUGAGCGUGCUCGAUUAGAGAAGCUAGCGGAACGAGAGAAAGAGAAAGAGCUUGAAUCGAUUAAGGAACAAUACCUAGGUUCGAAAAAACCUAAAAAGAGGGUUAUUAAACCUAGUGAGAAAUUUCGAUUUUCGUUUGAUUGGGAAAAUACUGAAGAUACUUCGCGUGAUAUGAAUUAUCUUUACCAAAACCCUCAUGAGGCUCAGCUUUUGUUUGGUCGAGGGUUUCGUGCUGGGAUGGACCGUCGCGAGCAGAAGAAGCUUGCUGCCAAGAAUGAGAAGGAGAUGAGGGAUCAGAUCAGGAAGAAGGAUGGAAUUGAGGAGAAGCCCGAGGAGGCUGAUGCACAGAGGCGUAAAGAGGAGGCUGCUGAUAUGUAUGACACGUUUGAUAUGAGGGUUGAUCGUCAUUGGAGUGAGAAGAAACUUGAAGAGAUGACGGAGAGAGAUUGGCGUAUUUUUAGGGAGGAUUAUAAUAUCUCUUACAAAGGUUCAAAGAUUCCUCGUCCUAUGAGGAGUUGGGUUGAGAGCAAGUUGAGUCAAGAGCUUUUGAAGGCUGUGGAGAAAGCUGGUUACAAAACCCCUUCUCCAAUUCAGAUGGCUGCUAUUCCCCUGGGUCUUCAGCAGCGUGAUGUUAUUGGUGUGGCUGAGACAGGUUCAGGGAAGACUGCUGCAUUUGUUCUUCCUAUGUUGAGUUAUAUCACAAGGCUUCCUCCUAUUAGUGAGGAGAAUGAGGCUGAGGGUCCUUAUGCUGUUGUUAUGGCGCCAACUCGCGAGCUUGCUCAGCAGAUUGAGGACGAGACUGUUAAAUUUGCGCAGUAUAUGGGAAUUAAAGUUGUUUCCAUUGUUGGUGGUCAGUCUAUUGAGGAGCAAGGGUUUAAGAUAAGGCAGGGUUGUGAAAUUGUGAUUGCUACCCCUGGUCGUUUGAUUGAUUGCUUGGAGCGUCGCUAUGCGGUUCUCAACCAGUGUAAUUAUGUUGUUCUUGAUGAGGCUGAUCGCAUGAUUGAUAUGGGGUUUGAGCCACAAGUCAUGGGUGUGCUUGAUGCUAUGCCAUCUAGUAAUUUGAAACCUGAGAAUGAAGAUGAAGAGCUUGAUGAGAAGAGGAUUUAUAGGACCACUUAUAUGUUUAGUGCCACUAUGCCUCCUGCUGUGGAGAGGCUUGCUAGGAAGUAUUUGAGGAACCCUGUUGUGGUGACUAUAGGCACUGCUGGAAAAGCAACUGACUUGAUCAGCCAGCAUGUGAUCAUGAUGAAGGAAUCUGAGAAAUUUUAUAAGCUUCAGAGAUUGUUGGAUGAGCUUAAUGACAAAACCGCAAUUGUGUUUGUCAACACCAAGAAGAGUGCUGAUUUUCUUGCUAAGAAUUUGGAUAAGGAAGGCUAUCGGGUGACCACUUUGCACGGAGGGAAAUCACAGGAACAGAGGGAGAUUAGUCUUGAAGGAUUUAGGACCAAGAGAUAUAAUGUGCUGGUUGCAACCGAUGUUGCUGGACGUGGACGUACUGGCCGUGCGGGAAAGACUGGUGUGGCUACAACAUUCUUGACUCUCCAGGACACUGAUGUCUUUUAUGACCUUAAGCAGAUGCUCAUUCAGAGUAAUAGUGCUGUUCCACCUGAAUUGGCAAGGCAUGAAGCUUCCAAAUUCAAGCCAGGAUCUAUUCCUGACAGACCACCUAGGCGAAAUGACACUGUUUUUGCCCAUUAA
Molecule: messenger RNA, 2085 nt
Organism: Vicia faba (fava bean)
Lineage: Eukaryota; Viridiplantae; Streptophyta; Magnoliopsida; Fabales; Fabaceae
Source: the annotation of a GenBank genome assembly